GCGUCUUAUCUAUUGUGCCAUCUCUCCAGCCCCAGUGGAGAGUCUGAGGAUAGCCAGUCUAGGAGAUUCUGUCUAAAAAGAAACGAGAAGUAGUGGCUUCCUCCUAUAAUCCCGAAACUUAGUAGUAGACUGAAGCAGGAAACGUGCUCCGGUGUGGAAGAUGACAGAGACCUGAGCCAUGUCACCCUGUCUGCGUGAAAGGUUAUCUCUUGGCAAGGAGAUGGUAAAGGUCAGGUUGCCAACUGCCUCCCCUCUGCUCAGAAGAUAACCCAGGUCAGCGGGCGGGGCUGGGAGCCAGCCUGUAUAAGUAGGGGAUCCGAGGUGGUGCAGACAGAGCCACCUGAGUCGUAGGCAUCUCAGCUGAUCAUGGGAACGCGCGGACUGCUGCUGCUGGCUUCCUGGGCUCUCCUUCUCGGGGCUCUGGGGCUGCAGGCCCAGGCGAGGCCGGCGCCCUACGGAGUGAAGCUCUGCGGUCGGGAGUUCAUCCGCGCGGUCAUCUUCACCUGCGGGGGCUCACGGUGGCGCCGGGCAGACAUCUUGGCCCAGGACUCUCUGGGAGACUUCUUCCCUGAUGGAGAAGCCAAUACAGACCACCUGGCCAGCGAACUGGACGAAGCGGUGGGCUCCAGCGAGUGGAUGGCCCUGACCAAAUCCCCCCAGGCCUUCUAUGGUGGUCGAUCCAGCUGGCAAGGGUCUCCAGGAGUGGUUCGGGGCAGCAGGGAUGUACUGGCCGGCCUCUCCAGCAGCUGCUGCGAGUGGGGCUGCAGCAAGAGCCAAAUUAGCAGCUUGUGCUAGGAUCCGGGAUGAGCGAUGGGGAAGCGGGCCUCCAACCUGCCGUCAGCCGUGCGAUGUUUACGAGCAUUCCUACUGGCAAGGCAUUGAGGGGUCCCCUGUCUCCUUACAGACCCCCUGCCAAGACGCACACAAUACACUGCGUGUCAACCUUUCCCCACCUGGCUGCGGGCCACUCCCCUAUCCGGCCAAACAGAAACCUGUUUUUCAUGGCUGAGUUCUUCCCCGCCCCAACCUCACCCCCAGCAGCCCCGCAGCAACCAGAUGCCCAACUACCCAAACUGGGCUCCCCCCCACCCCACCGCCCGCCCUCCGUCCUGCCCUAAUUGCCGUCACUGUCCCUAGCCAACCUGCUCCCUGCUCCUCUCCCUUAAGUCCCAAAACCAGAGCACUCUGUCGUAGACCCCAGGACUGAGGGCACCAGGUCCCCAGUACUCAGACUUCCCCACUACACAAAAUAAAGGUUCAGUUCUGAGCAUU
Molecule: messenger RNA, 1272 nt
Organism: Grammomys surdaster
Lineage: Eukaryota; Metazoa; Chordata; Mammalia; Rodentia; Muridae
Gene: Rln3
Product: relaxin 3
Exons: 2
Coding region: 367-795 (142 amino acids)
Cellular component (GO): extracellular region
Molecular function (GO): hormone activity
Source: RefSeq, a predicted model, not a curated record